Molecule: messenger RNA, 900 nt
Organism: Miniopterus natalensis
Lineage: Eukaryota; Metazoa; Chordata; Mammalia; Chiroptera; Miniopteridae
Source: RefSeq, a predicted model, not a curated record
AUGGCAGCCAAGCACAGGCCUUGUGAUAACUGUAACCCCUUGCCGCAGUACAGCCGGCUCAAUUCCUCCAGCCAGACCAACAGCCUCAAGGAUCUGCUGCAGAGCAAGAUCGAUGACCUGGAGAGGCAAGUGCUGUCCAGGGUGAACUCGCUGGAGGAGGGCAAGGGGGGCCCUAAGAACGACACGGAGGAGAGAGUCAAGAUCGAGAGCGCCCUGACCUCCCUGCACCAGCGCAUCAGCGAGCUGGAGAAAGGUCAGAAGGACAACCGCCCCGGGGACAAGUUCCAGCUCACGUUCCCUCUGCGGACCAACUACAUGUACGCGAAGGUGAAGAAGAGCCUGCCCGAGAUGUACGCCUUCACUGUGUGCAUGUGGCUGAAGUCCAGCGCGGCGCCCGGUGUGGGCACGCCCUUCUCCUACGCAGUGCCCAGCCAGGCCAACGAGCUGGUUCUCAUCGAGUGGGGCAACAACCCCAUGGAGAUCCUCAUCAAUGACAAGGUGGCCAAGCUGCCCUUUGUCAUCAACGACGGGAAGUGGCACCACAUCUGUGUCACCUGGACCACCCGGGAUGGGGUCUGGGAAGCCUACCAGGACGGCACCCAGGGCGGCAGUGGCGAGAACCUGGCACCCUAUCACCCCAUCAAGCCGCAGGGCGUGCUGGUGCUGGGCCAGGAGCAGGACACUCUGGGUGGCGGGUUUGACGCCACCCAAGCGUUUGUGGGCGAGCUGGCCCACUUUAACAUCUGGGACCGCAAGCUGACCCCGGGCGAGGUGUACAACCUGGCCACCUGCAGCAGCAAGGCCCUGUCGGGCAACGUCAUCGCCUGGGCGGAGUCCCACAUCGAGAUCUACGGGGGGGCCACCAAGUGGACAUUCGAGGCCUGUCGCCAGAUCAACUGA